AUGACGUUCAAGGAUUUGAGGGAUACACAAGGCCUCCGCGUCUUGAUCGUUGGCGCUGGCAUUGGCGGUCUAACCGCUGCCAUUGCAUUGAGACAACAAGGACAUCGUGUGGAAUUGUUUGAACGUUCUCGCUUUGCAAAUGAGGUCGGAGCUGCGAUUCACUUGUCGCCUAAUGCGAAUGGUGUCUUGCGCCGACUGGGGAUUUAUGCGGAGGAAUUCGGUGCUGUAGAGGCAGAACAGCUACGCGAAUACACUCCAGCUGGAGAGGAAGUGCAUGUUACAAACCUCAAGCAACAUGCAGCAAUGUGGAGACAUCGCUGGCUCCUCGUACACCGUGCACACUUCCACGAAGGACUCAAGAAGUUCGCCCAAGCACCAGGGAAAGGAACACCAGCUCUCCUCCACACAGCCAGCAAAGUCGUCGACAUCAACUCUCACGAAGCAACAGUUACCCUGGAAAACGGCGAUGUCAUCAAAGGCGACGUGCUCAUCGGUGCCGAUGGCGUACACUCCCUAACCCGGAGUAAAAUCUCCAAGACACAACCCUUCAGCUCUGGCAAGAAUGCCUUCCGCUUUUUAAUGAGCCGUCAAGAGGCCCUGGAUGACCCAGAAACGAAGAGCAUCGCGCAAGACUUCGGCGCAGUCGAUAUGUGGGACGCCGAAGAGCGACGCGUGGUGAUCUACCCAUGUUCCAACAAUGAAUUGUUGAAUUUCGUCUGUAUACAUCCGGAUACUGAUACGACCAUUGAUACCACCGGUGAUUCCUAUAAUCAGAAUAUUGGAAAAGACGCCUUGUUGGAUGUUUAUAAGCACUUUAACCCGCAGGUGCGCAAGUUGCUGGCCAAGGCUGAUCCGCAGACUUUGAAGUUGUGGCCGUUGCUUGAUAUGGAGACGCUUCCUACGUGGGUUGAGGCACGCUUGGCUAUUCUUGGUGAUGCUGCUCAUCCUUUCUUGCCUUAUCGGGCUUCUGGUGGCGCUAUGGCCAUUGAGGAUGCUGUUUCUUUGGCUGUUGUGCUUCCUGGGGAUAUUGAAAAGGAUCAGGUGGCCGAGAGGUUGAAGGUUUAUGAGAAGGCGAGGUUUGAGCGUGCUACGACUAUUCAGGAGAUGACUCGUCAGUCGAGUAAGCAUAUUUCUCCAGAGGCUGCAAUGGGCAUGGUGGUUUACAUCUACGGCCAUGACGAAUUCGACCACUCCGCCCAAGUCUUGCGCAAGCAUCUCUGGUCCCAGAACCCACACAUGUACUGGCGUCAGCCUAUCGUCUUCGGUCCUAUGCCCGGUCCCCGACAGGACUGGAUGGGCCGUGACAGAGCGCUCAAGUCAACCCAGUCAACCUUCACAACUGCUUCUAUAAAAUUCAAGACCAGCCGCACUCUCCUGCAGAACCUGUUUCCGACUGACCGGUAUAGAUUUAUCUCACCCAGCACUGUGGCCAGAGCGAGUUUCUCGCAGACUACCCUUGGCGGUAUGGACUGGCUGGGCGGCGGUGGAUAUCGCCAUAUUGGACUUUAUAUCCACGGUGUGCAGUAUACCAAGGAAGAUGGUACCGUGCUGAAGGGAACAUAUAUGCCUAUUCUGUUUGAGAAUCUGGCUGAUCCUAUUGUUUCUGGGCGGGAAGAGUUGGGCAUGCCCAAGCUUUAUACUGCUAUCGAUGUUCAUCAGCGGAACGAAUCUUACCGACUACAGACUAGUUGGCAGGGGGCUGUGUGGGGUCAUUUCGAGUUGGAAAGUUUGCAGGAUCAGGAUCCUUCGGCUGAUGCUGGGACUAUUGGGGGCGAGGCUGAUGACGGUAUCCUGGUUCAUCGGUAUAUGCCAAAGAUUGGCAAGGAGUACAAGGGUCAGGCUGAGGCUGAGUAUCCUAUCUUUGUGCCUCAUGCUGCUGAGUCCAAGGUUGUUCCGUCCAGAGUGACGCGGUUGCAGCGGACCAAAAAGGCAAAAGUCGAGAUCCAAGGUCUUGAUUGGGAUGCCUUGCCAACACUUCACCAUGUUGUUUCUCGGCUAGGUGAGAUUCCCGUGGAUGAGAUCAUCGAUGCCAAGGUUGUUAGUGGAGUUGGAGUUCCUGAUGUAUCCUCGGCUAUGCGCAUUGAAUAG
Penicillium antarcticum is the source of this 2088-nucleotide messenger RNA. RefSeq names its product putative salicylate hydroxylase. Bases 1 to 2088 code for a protein of 695 amino acids. The transcript has 4 exons. The record is from RefSeq and is a predicted model, not a curated record. Lineage: Eukaryota; Fungi; Ascomycota; Eurotiomycetes; Eurotiales; Aspergillaceae. Gene Ontology annotation, molecular function: monooxygenase activity; lyase activity; FAD binding.